GCACGGCUCAGCACGGCUCGGCACGGCAAGGCAGGGCUCGGCAGGCAGCACGGCCCCCGGAGCCGCAGGGAUGGCACCUGUGGGGACCGAGGCGGCCCCGGCCCACUGGUGAGGUGCCCACCACCUGCCCCCCAACCCCCAGCCUGGACCAACGAUGAACAAACUGACCUUCCACAACAACCGAGUCAUGCAGGACCGACGCAGCGUGUGCAUCUUCCUCCCUAAUGACGACUCCCUCAACAUCAUCAUCAACGUGAAGAUUUUGUGCCAUGAGUUACUGGUGCAGGUGUGUGACCUCCUGAGGCUGAAGGACUGUCACCUCUUUGGGCUCAGCGUCAUCCAGAACAAUGAGCACGUGUACAUGGACCUGGCCCAGAAACUCUACAAGUACUGCCCCAAGGAGUGGAAGAAGGAGGCCAGCAAGGUCAGCGGUGAGGUCUUGCAUGGAGAGCUGACGGCAGUAAGGCCACCCCUGUCCCCGUCGCAGGGGAUCGACCAGUUUGGCCCCCCGAUGAUCAUCCACUUCCGAGUGCAGUACUACGUGGAGAACGGCAGGCUCAUCAGCGACCGGACCGCCCGUUACUACUACUACUGGCACCUCCGGAAGCAGGUGCUGCAUUCCCAGUGCGUCCUGCGGGAAGAAGCCUAUUUCCUGCUCACCGCCUUCGCCCUCCAGGCCGACCUGGGGGACUUCAAGCGCAACAAACACUACGGGAAGUACUUCGAGCCCGAGGCCUAUUUCCCUGCCUGGGUGGUUGCCAAGAGGGGCAAGGACUACAUCCUGAAGCAUGUCCCAAACAUGCACAAGGAUCAGUUUGCCCUGACAGCCUCUGAAGCCCAUCUCAAGUACAUCAAGGAGGCCGUGAGGCUGGACGACGUGGCCGUGCACUACUACAGGUUGUACAAGGACAAGAGGGAGGUGGAAGCAUCCCUGACACUGGGGCUGACAACACGGGGCAUCCAGAUCUUCCAGAACUUGGAUGAAGAAAAGCAGCUGCUCUACGACUUCCCCUGGACAAACGUGGGGAAACUGGUGUUUGUGGGGAAGAAGUUUGAGAUCCUGCCGGACGGGCUGCCCUCGGCCAGGAAGCUCAUCUACUACACGGGCUGCCCGCUGCGCUCCCGCCACCUCCUGCAGCUGCUGAGCAGCAGCCACCGGCUCUACAUGAACCUGCAGCCCGUCCUGCGCCAGGUCCGCAAGCUGGAGGAGAACGAGGAGAAGAAGCAGUACCGGGAGUCCUACAUCAGCGACACCCUGGACCUGGACAUGGAGCAGCUGGAGAAGCGCUCGCGGGCCAGCGGCAGCAGCGCCGGCAGCAUCCGCCACAAGCGCCUUUCCCGGCAUUCCACUGCCAGCCACAGCAGCUCCCACACCUCGGGCAUCGAGGCUGACCCCAAACCCAGGGAGAUGGGACCUGAAGAUGGCUUCUCAGGCGCCGGCGCCCACCGCAAGCUGAAGACCUGCAGCUCCAUGACCAGCCACGGCAGCUCCCACACCUCCGGCGUGGAGAGUGGGGGGAAGGACCGGCUGGAGGAGGACUCCCAGGAUGAUGAAAUUGAGAUGCUGGUGGAUGACCCCCGGGAGCUGGAGCAGGCUGGUGAGAUGGAGGUGAGCCCCGACAUGUGUGUCUACAUCACGGAGGACAUGCUGCUGUCACGCAAGUUCAACGGGCACUCGGGGCUUAUUGUGAAGGAGAUCAGCUCCUCCACCUCCAGCUCCUCGGAGACAGUGGUGAAGCUGCGAGGGCAGAGCACUGACUCCUUACCCCAGACAUCGUGCAGGAAACCAAAGACGUCGACGGACCGGCACAGCCUGAGCCUGGAUGACAUCCGGCUCUACCAGAAGGACUUCUUGCAAUUGGCCAACCUCUGCCAGGACACAGCCCAGAGCUACACCUUUGGCUGCGCCCACGGGCUGGAGGAGGACGGGCUCUACUGCAACGGCUGCUUGGCCCAGCAGUGCAUCAACAUCCAGGAGACCUUCCCCGUCAAAAGAACCAGCAAAUACUUCUCGUUGGAUCUCACCCACGAGGAAGUCCCCGAGUUCGUCGUCUGAGCUCCCCGGGGUGGGGGGUGAGGUUGGGGCUCCCUGCCCUGCGUCGGGGGCCGUCACCGUCGCCUUACCCCUGUCCCACAUGCUGAAAAACCAAGGCCGUGGAAACCAUGGCACUGGGAGGAUGGUCCCCACGGUGGGUGGGAUGGAGACCCCCAGCACGGCGGAGUCCCGCUGGUUGUCUCCCAGCGUCCUUUCUUCUCUGGAUGAGUUUGUGCAAAGCACAAGUUGCCUGGUGUCCCGACACGAGUUGGGAGAAGCACCACGCAUUGGAGCUAGCAGAAGCCAACCCGUAUUUUCUCAUUGCCUCGUGGCCAAGUGGCCACUUCUCCUCCUCGCCCCCAUCCUCAGCGCUGCCGGCGGCUCAAGUUUGGUGGCUUGGUGGCAACUGGUGGCUUGGUGGCAACCGACACCAAAGAGAAAGUACCAGACUGUUGUGUUCAAGUCAAGCCAAAGAAAUGUAAAUAAAUACCCUCAAGGCCAGUAUGGGAAAGGGAGAAUUAAGCAAUAAGAAGCCAGGAAUCUCCGGGCAGGGGGAUGUCCCUGGAGGAAGGCACGUCCAGCAGCUGCUGGGGCAGAGCAUCAACCCACCUCUUCCAAAAACACGGCCAGAGCCAUCCCAGCCAGGUGGUUGGAAGCCCUUGGAGCUGUUGGCAGCUUGGUUUUUUUCCUUCUUUUGAGACAAAAACCACCAACAAACCCAAACCAGACCAGACCGAACGAAACAAAAACCCACCCAAGAAAAAGAAAAGCAAAAAAGAACGGGGAAAAAAAAACCCCAACAGAUCACCUGGAAGGAUGUUGCCAUAACACAUCCCAAAGCUUGGAUAUAGAGAGAUGACAUAUAGAAAUAUAUCAAGGUAUGGAUGUUUAUAUAUGUCUGGAUCUUACAGACCCGUUUGCAUUUUCCUUCUGCUCUAAAAAUGCCUUUUAUACAAAGGAUCUGCCUCUCUUCUUUAAGGAACAAUCCCAGGUUUUUUUCCCAGCACGAAGGUGAGAAACCAGACUUUCCUCUGGAGAAGGAGCCGCGUGUCGCCGAGCAGCGAGCGGGGCUGCUCCCGCUCCAGCCUCCCUGCUGUCUCACCAAGGCUUUUCAUGCACCUUCUCCAUCUUCUCACAGUUCGAACAGUCCUGCUAAAGGAUGAGGAUGGUGAUGUGCUAGGACAGAAAGUGGGUGGCUUCAGAGUGUGUCCUCCAACCUGCCCCGGUGUAAUAUUGACCGUCAGGCCCAGGGGGGUGAAGGAUGACAGCAGCAAAUCUUCACAGCACAAAGCCUUGUUUUUUUUUAGUCCAUAUUUUUAAUUAAGAGUUUAGCAAUUGACAGCAAAAGUUUUUUGCCAUGUUUUGAUAGGCCACUUUUUUUUUUCCUUUUUUUUUUUUUUUUAACUGGAAACUUUUCUUAAAAAAAAAACCCAACAAACCACAGCAACAACAAAAAAAAAGUUAUUUUAUAAAUAAGCACAAUCUUAUUUUUCUAAGAAAUGUUGGGGAAGGGAGCGGAGCGAGGGGAGCUGGUACCAAAAGAAAAGGAGUGUUGCUGUUUGGCACGGUGCAAAAAGAAGAAUCAAGGGUUUUAUUGGGGUAGGGGAGAGCAUUGGGUGCUGCUGGGGGGCUGUGCUGUGGGACCUUGGCAUGGGUGCUGUGUCCCCUCCCCCCCACCCCAGUGCUCCAUUUCACCCAGCCUAAGGGAUCUCAUGGAAAAAUCAUGGGAGAAAGACAAAUGCUGGCAGGGCAAGCAGGGGGUGGGUGGCACCAAAAGCUUCCUUAUCUCCCCUAAAGCUGCCCUAGAGGGAUGCUGGGGAGGGGGGUGGAGGGGUUGGGGGUCAGAGCUAUGUGCCCUGCUCUGGUUUUUGGGGGACUGCAGCGAACACCCCACUAACCUCUCAUGUGGACAACCACAUCCCAGGUGGGGAUACCAGGCUGUGCUAGUGGUAACCCCCCCCAGCUGACUUUGUGGUCGUGGGGGGGGGGGGUUCAGUGUGUGUUAGAACUGCAUGGGCUGCUACAGGCAGGAAAAGCCCUUAAAUUUAUCCCCAGGCUCUUAUUUUUUUUUCCCCUGGCACCCUGGUCCAGGUGUGUCCCCCCCUCACCCACUGCUUCACAGAAACACUGAGUUUGAGGGAGGAAAAAAAGGUCAACUGUGUAAAGAAAUACUGAAAGUUGUUCAGAAAGCAUUGGGGAGGAUGGGAGGGGCAGCAAGACCAGGUCCCACCCCCCACCCCAUUAUCCCACAGCUGAACCCAAACUGGAGCAUCCCGGAGUUGGAAUGAUGCCGGGGGCUGCAAUGGGGCUCCUGCUUGGGCAAGUAGGAGCCAAAUGGGGGGGGGGGGGGCACACAGAGGUGCCAUUUAUUUUGCAGGUGGCUGGGAUGGUCAUCCCUGCCUGCCCCUUUUGUGGGCUGCAAUCAUGAGCUGUCUGUCCACACCAUGGAAAAAUCAGGAAAUAAUCCUUUCUGUGAAAGGAUCUCCCCAUCGGAGCGAUGGGAAGAGCCAGUGACUGCCCUGCGGGAGGGGCAAGCCGAGGAGAAGUAGAUGGGGGGAAAAAACCAAAACAAACAUCAACAAAACAACACCCCGCAGUGAAAUGAUUUUUUUGUACCAAUGAAGUUUGUUGUGUGCCUUUUGGGGUACGGCUGGAAAUGACAAUAAAGUGACAGUUGUUUGCA
Messenger RNA from Apus apus (common swift), 4718 nucleotides. RefSeq names its product FERM domain containing 6 (gene FRMD6). NCBI's taxonomy places the organism in Eukaryota, Metazoa, Chordata, Aves, Apodiformes, Apodidae. Gene Ontology annotation, biological process: positive regulation of hippo signaling. Gene Ontology annotation, cellular component: cytoplasmic side of apical plasma membrane; cytoskeleton. The record is from RefSeq and is a predicted model, not a curated record. Bases 155 to 2056 code for a protein of 633 amino acids. The transcript is spliced from 14 exons.